GGGGUUUUGCUUAUGUCUACGAAGCUCAAGAUAUUGGAAGUGGCAAAGAUUAUGCUUUAAAGAGGUUGUUGUCUAAUGAAGAAGAGAAGACCAAAGCCAUCAUUCAGGAAGUUUGUUUUAUGAAAAAACUUUCAGGUCAUCCCAACAUUGUCCAGUUUUGUUCUGCAGCAUCUAUAGGAAAAGAAGAAUCAGACACAGGACAGGGAGAGUUUCUUCUGCUUACAGAGCUAUGUAAAGGACAAUUGGUGGAAUUCUUAAAGAAAGUAGAAUCCAAAAGCCCUAUCUCCUGUGACACAGUUUUGCAGAUCUUUUAUCAGACCUGUAGAGCAGUGCAGCAUAUGCAUAAGCAGAAGCCUCCCAUUAUCCAUAGAGAUUUAAAGGUGGAAAACUUGCUUAUUAGUAAACAAGGGAUGAUUAAACUUUGUGACUUCGGUAGUGCUACAACUGUAGCUUACUAUCCUGACUACAACUGGUCUGCACAGAAGAGGGCACUGGUUGAAGAAGAGAUCACAAGGAAUACGACGCCAAUGUACAGGUCACCAGAAAUGAUAGACUUGUAUUCAAAUUUUCCAAUUCGGGAAAAACAGGACAUUUGGGCUCUGGGCUGUAUCCUGUACUUGCUGUGCUUUAGGCAACAUCCAUUUGAAGAUGGAGCUAAACUUCGCAUAGUCAAUGGCAAAUAUGUGAUCCCGGAAAAUGACACACACUAUUCUGUGUUUCAUGAUCUCAUUCGCUCUACUUUGAAGGUGAACCCAGAGGAGAGACUGUCUAUCACUGAACUUGUGAACCAGCUGCAGGAGAUUGCAGCAGCUAGGAAUGUCAAUCCCAAAUCCCCCAUCACAGAGCUCCUGGAACAAAAUGGAGGCUAUGGGAACAGUGCUCAGCCUCGGACGCCUGUGACCUCUGUUUCACAGAGUGCCAAGCCUGCAGGAUCGCUCACAAGUAUGUACAAUGCAGGCCUGACCGUUGCAGAAUGCGACCAGACUUACGGAGGGCUCUUUGAUAUUCUGAGGGGUGGAACAGAGCGAUUUUUCACUAAUAUUAAGGAUACAUCUUCUAAAGUUAUCCAGUCUGUGGCCAAUUAUGCCAAAGGAGACUUGGAUAUAUCAUACAUCACUUCCAGAAUUGCUGUGAUGUCCUUUCCAGCUGAAGGUGUAGAAUCUGCCAUCAAAAAUAGUAUAGAAGAUGUGCGGAUAUGGUUGGACUCUAAACAUCCUGGCCACUAUGCUGUGUACAAUCUCUCACCAAGAACAUACAGGCCUUCAAGAUUCCAUGACAGGGUUUCCGAAUGUGGUUGGCCAGCAAGACGAGCACCGAAUCUUCAGAAUCUUUAUAGCAUAUGCAAGAACAUGCAUUUAUGGCUGAAACAAGACCAGAGAAAUGUUUGCGUUGUGCACUGCCUUGAUGGAAGAGCAGCAUCUGCUGUUGUGGUUUGUUCUUUUUUGUGUUUAUGUCGUCUAUUCACGACUGCUGAAGCUGCAGUUUAUAUGUUUAGUAUGAAACGCUGUCCUCCUGGCAUUUGGCCUUCUCAUAAAAGGUAUAUUGAAUACAUGUGCGACAUGGUGGCUGAAGAACCUGUUAUUCCUCACAGCAAGCCCAUCCUUGUCAGAUCAAUUGUCAUGACUCCUGUUCCACUUUUCAGUAAGCAGCGUAAUGGCUGCAGGCCUUUUUGUGAAGUGUAUGUGGGAGAUGAGAGAGUAACCACCACCUCCCAGGAAUAUGACAAAAUGAAGGAGUUUAAAAUUGAAGAUGGGAAAGCAGUGAUUCCACUAGGUAUAACAGUCCAAGGAGAUGUUCUCAUUGUGAUCUAUCAUGCCAGGUCAACUCUAGGAGGGCGACUGCAAGCCAAGAUGGCUUCAAUGAAGAUGUUUCAGAUUCAGUUCCACACAGGUUUUGUGCCCCGAAAUGCCACCACAGUAAAAUUUGCCAAGUAUGAUCUGGAUGCCUGUGACAUACAAGAAAAAUAUCCUGAUUUAUUUCAAGUCAAUCUGGAAGUAGAGGUGGAGCCCAGAGAUAGGCCUAGCAGUGAACAGCCACCGUGGGAUAACAUGAAUAUAAAGGGACUGAAUCCCAAGAUCCUUUUCUCCACCCGAGAGGAACAACAAGAAAUUUUAUCAAAAUUUGGGAAACCAGAGCUGCCAAGACAACCAGGUUCAACUGCACAAUAUGAAGCAGAAGCAGCCCAGAUGGAGCAGUCCUCAGAAAGUGCACCGACUGAUACAGAAUCCCCACACAGCAGUAGCGCUGAUCCAAAUAACUUCUUUCACACUCUGGACUGGAAAGAAGGAAUAUCUCCAGAAAGUGGAAUAGAGGACAGUUCAUCUAAAAAUGAUCGUGUUCAACUAACUGAUGACAGAGAGGAGAGUGAUCCUUCAUAUGAGGAGUUUCCUCCAUUUGCAAGUGGAGAAGACACAGUAAUUUGUGGUGAAAAAGACUCUACUCUAGAAGAAGAAUUGCUUUUUGAAGCUCCAUCUAUACCGUUACAAAAGUCUCUUCCUGAAGAGACUGUAGACUUGCUGGGGCUAGACUCUGAUAUUUCACCAGAACAGAAGCAACCUGUCUCAGAGAUAAGCUCUUCAUCUAGUAAUGCAGACUUGUUGAACAGCCUGUUUGUGAGUAGUGCAAUUUCAGAAGAGACCAGUGUAGAUUUUCUUGGACAAGGAAUGAAUUUCUUCUUGGACAGUCAGUGUCCAAAUCCUACUCAGGGUACAUCUUCAUCAGCAGCCAUGUCUACAGCUGAUCCUUUUGACCCAUUCACAGUGUCAUCAAGUGCAAGCAAUCAAGCCAUGUCUAGUGCAGACCUCUUUGUGGACUUCCUUCCACCCGCAACAUCUACACCUAUUGUAGCUGCUUCCACAAACAGUUCACUUCCGCCUUCUUCAAGCUCAGAUUGCUUCAAUUUAGGUAAGUGUGCUCCUGAACCACCUAAAAUGCCAUCUUCUACAAGCCACCCAGAUCUCUUAAGUGGAUGGGAUUCUUGGGAAGAUUCCUCAAUGACCAGCAAUAUAGCCUCACCACAGCUGAAGCCUCUUUGUGAAGGUCAAGCUUUUACCACAGGGAGCCAGUCCAGUGUGUCUUCAGGUCUGUCUUUCAGCCAGGCUACAUCUCAGAACUUUGAUCCUUUUGCUGAUCUUGCCAGUCUUGGAUCUGGUCUUCCAGGUUCCUCCAGUGGUGGACUCUUGGGUAGUGGAUUUAGUCAGAAGCCUGCUCCAUCUCAGAAGGUGGGAAAUCAGUGGCAGAAAGCUCCAAAACCACAAAGUACUUCAUGGCAGCCCCAGACUAAAUCCAGCACAGCAGCUAAGCCCAACUACACAGUACACAUGAGUGUUAUUGGAGGACGAGAAGAAAGAGGAGUCAGAACCCCAAGCUUUGGUCAAAAGCCAAAAGUUUCGGAAAAUGACUUCGAAGACCUCUUACCUAAGCAAGGGUUUUCAGCAAAAUCUGAUAAAAAGGGACCAAAGACCAUUGCUGAGAUGAGAAAACAAGAAAUGUCUAAAGAUAUGGACCCCUUGAAACUCAAG
Molecule: messenger RNA, 3521 nt
Organism: Acanthisitta chloris (rifleman)
Lineage: Eukaryota; Metazoa; Chordata; Aves; Passeriformes; Acanthisittidae
Gene: GAK
Product: cyclin G associated kinase
Exons: 25
Biological process (GO): positive regulation of Notch signaling pathway; protein phosphorylation; regulation of clathrin-dependent endocytosis
Cellular component (GO): cytoplasm
Molecular function (GO): protein serine/threonine kinase activity; AP-2 adaptor complex binding; ATP binding
Source: RefSeq, a predicted model, not a curated record